AAUUUUUCUUCCACGAAACGACAUUUUCCAUUUCGGUGUUCACUGCAUUUCUCAGCUCGAAUACCAUGCUCGUCUUCAUCGUCUUGCUGCUCUGCUUCAAGCCUAUCGCCAUUCCAGCUCAAACCCCAGCUCUUCCUCUUCCAGAUUCUGAAAGGAAAGCUCUUAGUGAAAUAGCUGAUCAGCUGGGGAAAAAGGGCUGGAAUUUGAGGCUGAAUCCUUGCGACGGGGACCCAAGCUGGAAUACCCCAGCACAGGAUGACUGGCCAAUCUAUCAAAAUUCUGUUCAUUGCAAUUGCAAAUAUUCUGAUGGUUUCUGUCAUGUUGAAAACAUAUCACUUACAGCUCAGGAUUUAGCAGGUGUCCUUCCUCCUUCCUUGGCGAAGUUACCAUUCCUCAAGAAGAUUGAUCUUACACGCAACUAUUUAAGCGGGACAAUCCCUCCUGAAUGGGCAUCUAUCAAACUUCAAAUCAUGAGUGUCGCUAUCAAUCGAUUAUCUGGACCAAUUCCAACAUAUUUGGGAAAUAUAACCACACUAAGAAGACUGAGUUUGGAGAAUAACAUGUUUAAUGGAACUGUUCCACGGGAACUCGGGAAUCUUGUCAAUUUAGAGAGAUUCAUUCUUUCUGCAAACAAUCUCACUGGUGACCUUCCGAUAGAAUUGAAUAAUAUGACCAGUUUGACUGAAAUUAGGUUGAGCCGAAAUAACUUCACUGGGAAAUUGCCUAGCUUUCAGGCUUGGACAAACCUUCAAAGCGUGGAGAUUGAAGCAAGUGGUUUUGAAGGACCGAUACCUUCAAGCAUUUCUGUAUUGACCAAUUUAACCGAACUAAGAAUCUCUUACUUAAAUGGAGGAGACUCUGAGUUUCCUAUGGUAAUAAACAUGACGAGUCUGGCUAAGUUGAUGUUGAGAAGCUGCAAUUUAAUUGGGAAGAUACCAGAUUAUGUGGGCAGUAUGACACCAUUGCGUAAUCUGGAUCUGAGUUUCAACAAUCUGGAAGGUGAAAUCCCGAGUUUUGAUCUGUAUAAUAUGGAAGUGAUGUGAGUACCAAAUCAGUAAGGACCAC
This is a messenger RNA of Ipomoea nil (Japanese morning glory), 1065 nucleotides long. Its product is annotated as probable leucine-rich repeat receptor-like serine/threonine-protein kinase At3g14840. Bases 66 to 1043 code for a protein of 325 amino acids. NCBI's taxonomy places the organism in Eukaryota, Viridiplantae, Streptophyta, Magnoliopsida, Solanales, Convolvulaceae. The record is from RefSeq and is a predicted model, not a curated record. Gene Ontology annotation, molecular function: protein binding. The transcript has 13 exons.